Messenger RNA from Fonsecaea erecta, 996 nucleotides. RefSeq lists its product as hypothetical. Gene Ontology annotation, cellular component: mitochondrion. Bases 1 to 996 code for a protein of 331 amino acids. Lineage: Eukaryota; Fungi; Ascomycota; Eurotiomycetes; Chaetothyriales; Herpotrichiellaceae. The record is from RefSeq and is a predicted model, not a curated record. Gene Ontology annotation, molecular function: NADP binding; NAD binding; 3-hydroxyisobutyrate dehydrogenase activity. Gene Ontology annotation, biological process: L-valine catabolic process. The transcript is spliced from 2 exons.
AUGGACUUGACCAAAAUCUCCGGCCUGGGGUUCGUGGGAUUAGGGGCCAUGGGCCUUCCCAUGGCCGGUCACCUUGCUGCAAAGCUGCCCGAGAACGUGCACAUCUAUGCCUACGACAUCAACCAAUCAAGUGUGGACCAGCUGCACCACGACUACCCGGACAGAGUGACCAAGUGUUCCGGCGCGAAGGAGGUCGCGGAUAAAUCAGAUGUUAUUAUCACCAUGCUUCCCGAGGGCAAACACGUCCGUUCUGUAUACAUGGGGGACGGGGGCGCCACCGACACCAUCUGCUCGAGUGACGUUUCGGGGAAGCUGCUGAUCGACUGUUCGACCAUCGACACGGCCAGCAGCCUGGCGGUCAAGGACUACAUCAACGAGAAGUUCCCCACCACGGCCUUCUACGACGCCCCCGUCAGCGGCGGCGUGGUGGGCGCCCAGAAGGGCACCAUCGCCUUCUUCCUGGGCUGCGACGGCGCCGACCCGAAUCUGCCGCAACUCACCCGGCUCCUGCAGCUGAUGGGUAAGGAUGUGAUCCCCUGUGGGGGACCCUCUAAGGGCCUCGCGGCCAAGCUGUCCAACAACUACCUGUCGGGCAUAAUCGCCAUCGCCGUCUCCGAGGCCAUGGACAUGGGCAUGCGCUCGGGCCUCGACCCGCGCGUGCUGGCCAAGGUCUACGCCGCCGGCACCGCCCAGAACACCAUCUGCGACCGCUUCUGCCCCGUGCCCGGCGUGUACGCGGAAGCACCCUCGUCCAAAGGCUACACCAACGGGUUUAAAGUGCAGCUGAUGCGCAAGGACUUCUCCCUGGCGCUGGACAUGGCCAAGCGGGUCGGGGCCGCGAAUGUCUUGGGUGAGGCCGGCCUCGCCACGUACGACGGCGCCAGCAAAGACCCCCGGUGCAAGGACCUCGACUCGAGAGUCGUUUUCCGGUAUCUGGGGGGCAACGAGGACUGGCAGAAGGACGCCGACGAGGCUACGGCCAGCAAGCUGACGUAA